GGAGGAGGAGGCGGCGCCGCCGCCGCCGCAGGCAGCACGGGGAAGCGGCCGGGCUGCCCGGGAGGGCAGGGCUGGGUCCGGCCCCUGCCCGGCGGGGCCAUGGCGCUGCGGGCCCGGGCGCUCUAUGACUUCAGGUCGGAGAACCCGGGGGAGAUCUCGCUGCGGGAGCACGAGGUGCUGAGUCUCUGCAGCGAGCAGGACAUCGAGGGCUGGCUCGAGGGGGUCAACAGCCACGGCGACCGCGGCCUCUUCCCGGCCUCUUACGUGCAGGUGAUCCGGGCUCCGGCCGCGGAGCCGCCCGCCCCUGCCGGCGGGGCCCGCUACGCCAACCUGCCCCCCGGCGGCUUCGAGCCCCUGGUACCCCCGGCUGCCUUCAACCCCCCCGUCCAGCAGCUCCCCCCUCCGGCGGCGGCCGAGCCCUUCCCGCUGCCGCCCGCCUUCCCGCCCGCGCCCUACAGCGGUUCCUACCAGCCCAGCCAGGGCAGCGACGACGACUGGGACGAUGACUGGGACGACACCUCCACGGUGGCGGACGAGCCGGGCGUGCUGGGCAGCUCCUACCCGGACUACGAUGCGGCGGGGGGCGGCGGCCCCACCUCGGCCCGGUACCGCCUCUCCACCCGCUCGGACCUCUCGCUGGGCUCCCGCAACAGCCAGCAGCCCGGUCACCCCCACCACCACCCCGGCGGCGGGGCCAAGAGCUCAGCCACGGUGAGCCGCAACCUCAACCGCUUCUCCACCUUCGUGAAGUCGGGCGGGGAGGCGUUCGUGCUGGGCGAGGCCUCUGGCUUCGUGAAGGACGGGGACAAGCUGUGCGUGGUGCUGGGCCCCUGGGGGCCCGAGUGGCAGGAGAACCCCUACCCCUUCCAGUGCUCCAUCGAGGACCCCACCAAGCAGACCAAGUUCAAGGGCAUGAAGAGCUACAUUGCCUACAAGCUGGUACCCAGCAACACCGGGCAGCAGGUGCACCGCCGCUACAAGCACUUUGACUGGCUCUAUGGGCGCUUGGCAGAGAAGUUCCCUGUCAUCUCCGUGCCCCACUUGCCCGAGAAGCAGGCCACGGGCCGCUUCGAGGAGGAUUUUAUCUCCAAGCGUCGCAAGGGCCUGGCUUGGUGGAUGGACCACAUGUGCAGCCACCCGGUGCUGGCUCAGUGCGAUGCCUUCCGACACUUCCUCACCUGCCCCAGCACUGAUGAGAAGGCCUGGAAGCAGGGCAAGCGCAAAGCCGAGAAGGACGAGAUGGUGGGCGCCAACUUUUUCCUGACCAUCAGUGUCCCCACCGGCCCUGCCGCUGCCCUGGAUCUACAGGAAGUGGAGAGCCGGGUGGAUGGCUUCAAGAGCUUCACCAAGAAGAUGGAUGAGAGUACCAUGCAGCUCACCCACACCGCCAAUGAGUUUGCCCGUAAGCAGGUCACUGGUUUUAAGAAGGAGUACCAGAAGGUGGGGCACUCCUUCAAGGGCCUCAGCCAGGCCUUCGAGCUGGACCAGCAGGCCUUUUCUGCCAACCUCAACCAAGCCCUUGCCUUCACGGGGGAAGCUUACGACGCCAUUGGGGAAUUCUUUGCAGAGCAGCCCCGACAGGACCUUGACCCUGUGAUGGAUUUGUUAGCACUAUAUCAGGGGCAUCUGGCCAACUUCCCAGACAUCAUCCAUGUCCAGAAAGGUAACAUC
Molecule: messenger RNA, 1671 nt
Organism: Terrapene triunguis (Three-toed box turtle)
Lineage: Eukaryota; Metazoa; Chordata; Testudines; Emydidae
Gene: SNX18
Product: sorting nexin 18
Exons: 1
Biological process (GO): protein transport; mitotic cell cycle; cleavage furrow formation
Cellular component (GO): cytoplasmic vesicle; plasma membrane
Molecular function (GO): phosphatidylinositol binding; protein binding
Source: RefSeq, a predicted model, not a curated record